This is a messenger RNA of Aspergillus nomiae NRRL 13137, 828 nucleotides long. It is a transcript of the gene derA, whose product is annotated as putative ER-associated proteolytic system protein Der1. The transcript has 2 exons. Gene Ontology annotation, biological process: endoplasmic reticulum unfolded protein response. Gene Ontology annotation, molecular function: misfolded protein binding; ubiquitin-specific protease binding. The coding region runs from base 91 to 828 and encodes 245 amino acids. The record is from RefSeq and is a predicted model, not a curated record. Gene Ontology annotation, cellular component: Hrd1p ubiquitin ligase ERAD-L complex; endoplasmic reticulum membrane. Lineage: Eukaryota; Fungi; Ascomycota; Eurotiomycetes; Eurotiales; Aspergillaceae.
UGUCUACCGUUCAACGCCGCUCGCAAUUGCCUUUCAGCGAUCAUCCUGCAAUAGUCUGGCGGCCUGCGACUCUAAACAACUUCCAGCGUGAUGGCCGCCAUCUGGGGUAAUGGGGGCCAAGCAGGGCAGUUUCCCCUCGAACAGUGGUUCUAUGAAAUGCCUCCGGUGACGCGCUGGUGGACAGUAGCCACUGUAGCUACAUCUGUACUAGUGCAAUGUCAUAUCCUGACCCCCUUCCAGCUAUUUUACAGCUUUCGCGCGGUCUAUGUCAAGUCCCAGUACUGGCGACUUAUUACAACAUUUCUCUACUUCGGGCCGCUUAGUCUAGACCUACUGUUCCAUGUCUUCUUCCUGCAGCGGUACUCGCGCCUUCUCGAAGAAUCAUCCGGCCGAUCCCCAGCUCGUUUCUCCUGGUUGCUCUUCUACGCCAUGGCCUCUCUCCUCCUUCUUUCCCCGUUCCUCUCUCUGCCAUUCCUGGGCACUGCCCUCUCUUCCAGUCUGGUGUAUAUUUGGGGUCGCCGGAACCCUGACACCCGUCUCAGCUUCCUCGGUAUCCUGGUUUUCACGGCCCCGUAUCUUCCCUGGGUAUUGAUGGCAUUCAGCUUGGUGGUCCACGGCAUCGUGCCCAAAGACGAGAUUUGUGGAGUGGUCGUUGGUCAUAUCUGGUAUUUCUUCAAUGAUGUCUAUCCGUCUCUUCAUGGCGGCCACCGCCCCCUGGACCCUCCAGGAUGGUGGAUCCGGCUAUUCGAGUCUAGGGCCAGCGCGGGAACCGAUACAGCCAACCUGAACCGCGAUUUCGCCGCCGCUGCGGCACCUGAGGUCCGAUGA